Adineta ricciae is the source of this 7524-nucleotide messenger RNA. The record is from the annotation of a GenBank genome assembly. NCBI's taxonomy places the organism in Eukaryota, Metazoa, Rotifera, Eurotatoria, Adinetida, Adinetidae.
AUGGAUGAACGCCACUGGUGGAUUGCCUCGAAAGUCGAGCAAACCUUUUGCAUUGACAAGACAUCUUCGACUGAUGCGUCAUUUACUGAAACAUUUUUCCGUCGACCAGAUGUUCUAAGUAAAAUCAACAGCUUUCUCUGUGCGAAAGGUUCAAAUAAACUAUUUUUCUAUACAACACGAGAUAAUCUCUAUGCCAAAGAGAUUAUUUGUUGUAACAAUAUCGUCGAUGAAUAUAUCCUCGUCAAUGAAUCGUUAGAUAAUUUAAUUUUAUUAUUUUUUAUUCGAUCGGAUACGAGUUCCGAUGCAACAGUUUCGCCUGUAUCGGAUAUUUACUGUGGAGAAAUUAAACAUCCAACGCAAAUGACAUCAUUACUAUACUCACAAACGUUGUUGCCUUUGUUUAAAAAAGAAUUAUCAGCUAAUACACAUGACAGUUAUAAUCAAACAUCGACUAAAACCGCAAUUGUUACUCAAAUGGAAAAACAAAUCGAUGGAAUCAAUGCGACGUGUCACUCGUUACAUAAAGACAAAAACUUACUACUGAAACGUGCAGAUGCAGAAAUAUUGCAUCAGCUAAAACAAACUGCACGUUCAACCGCAGACAGUCCAGUUAUUCGCAAUUGCGAAACGUUAGUUCUAUCAUGGAUAACAACAAUCGAAAAUGUUCUUCAAGAUAUUUUCGACGACGAUUCAAGUCAUCCGGCACUUGGCCCGUUGAGUGAAAUCGAACGAUGGACGCGUAAACAACGUUUGAUUAAUAAUUUACUUGAACAAUUGAAAUCGAAAGAAUGCAAAGCAGUCAUUGGUGCUUUGAUCACAUCGAAAUCGAAAGUCAUUCGAAAAUGGAAAGCAAUCGAUGUUUCAAUAACUGAAGCUCAAAAUGAAUGUCGGGAUAAAACGAAAUUUCUCGAAUCAAUUCGACGUCAUUUAGAGAACUUAACUGAAGAUGCUCAUCCGCAGAACUGUGCUGUGAAUAUUUUACCUGCAUUAUGUGAUGCUAUGCGAACGGUUGAAUCCGUUUCAAGAUAUUAUGCUCGACAAGGUUAUUUAGGCUUGAUUUUCUGCAAAGUAACGAAUCAAUUGGUGAAAAUCUGUAAACAUCAUAUCAAUGAUGACGAUUUAACGCAACUUUGGCCGAAGCUUUUUGAUGAAAUUCAAGCUGGGGGAUCGAUUGAUGAUAUCAAAGAGAACUUUCAUUUAGAUAAACGAGAUAUCAAACGUUUUCGUGAAGUUCCGAAGGGUUCGGUACCAUUAGAAACCAAUACAACUGGUGAAAGUACUUUUCAACGUCUAAAAAACUGCCUUCUACUACUGGCAUCAUACAAAGAAACAUUUCACGCGUUAAGAGAUGCACUUGGCGGUGCUCAAGUGUUGGCAACAACUGGGUUUUCAUCAGCAUCAUCUACUGUCAGUGGUACAACGAGCUCUCAAAAUCGUGAUUUGAGUCAAUUGCGACAGCAAAUACGACGAGCGAGUGGAGUAUUAAUGUCCGCAGAUGAAAAGAUCUUUCAAAAUUUGGAAGAUUUCUGUCGUCGGAUCGAACAGAUGAUUGAUAUGACAAUCACACUAAACCAAUUUUCUCAACUUAUUAGUACAACAGUUCGAUUACCGAAACCAAAACGAAAGGAUAUUCUCGAUGCUGAACAGCUUGCUAAUCGUACUGAUACUUCGACUCAUAAAGAUGAUCAUGGCGGUGAGAAUGCAUCGGAUGAAGGUAUUGACGAUGGCGAGAGUGAUUCAGGUGCUGCUCCUUACGAUUAUCUUCUAUCUACGGUGUCCAAAGCUGAUCUUGAUUUAAUAAAAAAACAUUAUGAAGAUGAAGAAGAGUCUUUACCUUUGAACGUUUUCAUUGCCAAUGGUGUUGAACAACUGAAAGCCUUGCUGGUCGAUACCACACCGUCGCCGGACGAAGAAACAAAUAAGUUCGAUUUGAUACAUCAACAGUUUGCUGCAACUGCGUGCGAACUUGAACAGUUACUUGGUGCUUAUAUUAAUGUCACGUUUUCGAAAACUAAACGAACACAAGAAGGUUUAGCGAUUCUCGCUUGUUUCGAACCAAUCUGCGAACGAAAGUAUCUUCGUUCGAUACUCCGCGAUGCUUAUGUGAACUUAUUCUUAAAUUUCGAAAACGACCUCUUGGAUAUUCGAACAAAUUUCGAAGCUCAAAAGGAUGAUCCACCCUUACCGCGCAAUGCACCACCCAUAGCUGGUGCGAUCGCCUGGUCACGAACAUUGCUAACCAAAAUGGAAAAAUCCAUGGACAUAUUUAAAACCAAUCGUCAUAUCAUUGCUCUUGGAAAUUUUCCAGUCAUAUCAAAACUUUACAAUCGUACAGCGAAAGCUUUGCUUGUAUAUGAACAAUUGUUAUUAGCUCGAUGGAAGGAAAAACUUGAGAUAUGGAAAGAACAUUUGGAUACGAGUUUAUUGUGUUUAGUAAACGAUGAUGAUAAUAAUAAACAACUUCGAAUCAACUCAAACUUGGAAUUAUUCUCAAUAUUCGAUGAAGCAAAAUGGUUUAAACGAUUAGAUGUCGAUAUUCCAAAGGCAGCCAUUGCUUGUAUACAAAAGGAGCAAACGUUCAAACAAUACAAAUCUUUACUUGAAGAUCUUCUUAAACGAUUUAAAGAUUUACAAUCUCAAAUUUAUCCGCCAUUUUAUCCGUUAUUCACUAGUCAGUUAACUCAAAUCUAUAGAGCAUUCGAACCCGGUCUACAUACAAUCAAUUGGUCAACUCUCAACAUCGAUGUGUAUAUUGCGAAAGUUCAUCGAGCACUCGACCGUUUCGAAACGUUCAUUCUGAAUCUCAAUGGUUUAAUUGCGGAGAAAAUUGAUAGUAUUCUUGACAAUGAUUUAAUGAACUCUUCAUAUUUAUUGUUUUCUCCGGAUUAUACUCGAUCGAAAUUAUGGUCACCGACGGAGUUUUACGAAAAUGUCUCAACACAUGUAAACGAACAAGCGGAUUUGAUUGGAAAGAAGUUUUUCGAAGUGCAACAGCGAUUUCAAGAAGUCGAAGAAAUAUUGAAAUUGAAUACGUCACAAAAAUCUCGAACGUCAACAUCAUCAACACGACGAACUAAGACACCAACGGCGCCCAACGAAGCUAUGCUGACAUUCAUACGUUAUUAUCAAGAUAAAAUGAUAUCUUGUGUACAAAAAAUAAUCGAACGUAGUUUACAUGUCUUNGUGCAACAGCGAUUUCAAGAAGUCGAAGAAAUAUUGAAAUUGAAUACGUCACAAAAAUCUCGAACGUCAACAUCAUCAACACGACGAACUAAGACACCAACGGCGCCCAACGAAGCUAUGCUGACAUUCAUACGUUAUUAUCAAGAUAAAAUGAUAUCUUGUGUACAAAAAAUAAUCGAACGUAGUUUACAUGUCUUUGUUCGAUUAGCUUCAGUCUCCGAAGAAAGUUACCUGAACGAUCAAAAGAAGUUAGUUCGAGAAUUAUUUGAUGGACAACCCAACGACGAGCAAUUCCAUCAGAUUGAUACCGAACGAAUUAGAAUUGGUUGUACAAUGCAAUAUGCUAUUCCAGAGAUUAGUAUUGAUCCGGAACUAAUUCUUUGCCAGAAGUCGAUUCGUGAUGUCGCGUAUGCGAUAGUGAAUUGUGAAAAACGAAUCAGUGAAUCGGCUGCUUUCGACAAUGACACAUCACAGCGCUUAGCAUCGACGAUUACAGCAGAUCCAUACGUCGCCGAAAUCAUCAGUCGUUUAUCUUCCAUCGAUGCUGAUGUUACCCGUAUAUCCGAAAAUGCUGUUCAAUAUAUUCGCACAUUCGAUUUUCUUUGGCAUGAUGAUUCGCAAUUGCAAUAUCAGACUAUCAUUCAGCAAGACGAAGAUGGUGAUGACUAUACAAUUGUAAUUGAUCCGAAUGGUAUUCCAACAAAAGAAGCUCGGCAAUAUCUUCAAGGUGAACUGGAACGUCUUGUGCAGAUCGAAGAACGUCUGAACUUUUUUCCACAUGAAAUUCAAAUUGGUUGCGUUUGCAUUGAAACAGUUCCCAUUAUUAACUCUCUCCGAACAUUUAUCUUCAGUUGGAAAAGUCAAUAUGCGAAAUUAUUGCAUCGAUUUGCGAAAAAUCAAUUGGACGAAGUGGUCGCCUAUCGACAACAAAUUCAAGAACGCUUCAAUGAUAAUGUAUCUACAUUAGAACAAUUGGAUGAAGCAUUGAUUUUAUUGGAAGAAUUGAGCGAAAUGGAAAACAAAAUUGAUUCGAUUUAUUUACCAAUUGAAACAACUUAUUCUCUACUAACUCGAGUUUAUAACGUACCGAUUCCACGUGAUGAAUUGCAUGAAUGUUCCCAAUUACGUGAUAAAUGGUCGGCGUUGAUGUUAAACGCUGAUCGUGUUCGAAAACUAUUAUUACAAGAACGUCGUCAACAAUUAGAACAAGAGUUGGAUAAACAAGUGAAAUCCUUCGUUGUGGAAGUGAUUCGCUUUCGAAAUGCAUUCGAUGUUGAAGGACCCAAUGUUCCUGAUAUUGCGCCGUUAGAAGCAGCGAAGCGUCUGAAAGAUUUUCAAGGACAAUACAAAAUCAUGCAUCGACGAACUGGUUUUACUCGAUCAAUUGUACAUUUUGUACAAGAAAUACAUUACAAAACUCCGUCCAUAGGUCAUUCAAUUCGUUUUGACUUUGAAUCAGAUCCACUUCCGACCAAAGAGUAUUACGGAAUGUUGUAUCGAAUGCAAUGUAUUUCUUGUACAAAAUGUACAAUUGAUCGAGUAAAACCAGUUCCUAAAAUAACNUGUGUGCAAAACUGUCGUAAAGCCGAAGUUGAAUGGAAAGCAAAGAUUGAUCAGUUAGAAAGUAACAAAGCAAGUGUAGAUUGUAAAUGGAGCAUGAUCGAUCUCUAUUGGACACAACUUGAUGAAGAUAUUCGUCGUUUAUUAGAACGAUUUGAUGCAACAACAUCUAUUGAUGGAAAUAGCGAUUCAUUGAGUAACAAUGGAAGUAAUUCCAAUACGAAUGCAACAAUGAAUGACGAACGACAAGGUGAAGAAAUUCGUUCAUAUAUUCGACAGUUGAAUACUUGGCAACGAGAAGAUCUCGAUGCACAUUUGAAGCAACGUUUAGACUUUUCCACUAAAGCGAUUGUUAAGCUCGUACGAGUUUUUGAUAAUCUAUCUGAUAAAUAUCAACGAUUAUUUACUUCGAUCAAUUCUCCCGGUGAAUCAAAUUCAACUCCCGAAUGCAAACCUGAAGUGUAUAAAGCUGUUCUCGACCGAAAUGUCGAUCUCGAGCGCGAAAAUGAUCGUAUUCAACGUCUAAAUACAAGUUUACAGAGUCGUAUCCAUGAAAUAACCCUUCGAUGUACAGAUUUAAACAAUCAAAUUGUUCUUCAAGAAGAGCAAUUACUCGAAGGCAAAAGUCAUUUAUCGGAUCUUGAAUAUGAACUAGAAAAGUCUCGUAGUAAAGAAACGAAGUUAGAACGUUCAUUGGCAGAUGCAAUCGCUAAACUCGAAUGUGAUCGAUUAAAACUUCAAAUGAAUGAUACGAAACAAGAUUCAGAUUCACAUGCUGAUUCAGCGAAUAACAGCACGAUUGUAAUUGCAGAAAAUAAAUAUGCAGAUUUACAAGCAGAAAUCGAAGAAUAUAAAGAGUUAGCAGCUGGCCGGUUAGGUGAAUUAGAAAAAUUAAUGAGUGAUCACGAAACAACAAAACGAGAGGUUGAAGUUUUAAAAAAUCGACUUCGAUCGUUACCUGAAGAGUUAAUUACUGAAACGCCAGAAUUUAAGUGUCUUCAGUCACGUUAUACAGCUUUAGUUAACGAAAGUGUUCAUCUAAGACACCAGUUAGCUGAAGCUCGUGAACUUGUCAAAUGUACAAAAACAGUCUAUGAUCAUCACUUUGAAAAAAUUCAGCAAGAAGAAUUUGAAAAUCAACGAAAGCUACAUGCGAAUAUUGAACAAGUUGUCACUGAUUUAGCUGAAGCUCGUCGUGACUAUGAUCUUCUUCAGGUUGAAUACGAAAAAGUUCUGAAUGCUAAUCAACAAUCUGUACCCAUUACACGUGAAAUGCGAAGUUUAAUCAAUCAUUUACAAGCUCAAUGUAAAUUAUAUAAUCUCGAAGCAAGUCGUUGCAAGAAACAGUGCAAAGAAUUGGAAGACGAGUUAACAAGACUCAAAGUAAAACAAGAAAGCAAUGCUAGUGACGGACUUAAUUCCCAGAUAAGUAUAACAACAUCAGAACCUACUUCUGCCGGAUGCAUAAUUACAACUAAUCAACCACCGUCGCCAACAAUCAAAGAAGAGUCAACAAAUCCAUUUGCUGCACCAUCGUCAUCUUCAACUGCGGUAAAACCUGAAACAGCUACUAAAGAAGAACCAAUCGAAGGGAACGAUGAUAGUCGACUUGGAGAAAAUUCUUUAUUGGAAUUUCCUGACCUACCGGAUAGUGAUUUAGAUGAAUCGUCAGGAAAUCUAGCACGUCUUUCGUCAAAUCCUGUAACUACAGAAGAUAAAGAUGCAGAAUUACGUAAUCUUAGAACGGAGUAUAAAAAACUUACAGAUAUGGUGAAAGAAUACAAGAUUUUACUGAACAUGUACAGAAGUGCGCCGAAAGAGACACGUGAUAAAGCUAAUCUAAUGACAUCAGAAAAGAAACUACGUCAAGAACUCGAUGAAACUCGGAAUGAAUUGAAAAAACUUCAAAUUUACGCAAAAACUUUGCGGAAAAAAUGUAAUGAAGAUGAAGUACAAAAUAAGAUGCGUUCGUUUCAAGAGACAAUUCGUGACCUUGAAAAGAAUCUCGAAACUCGUAAGCAAGAAGAAGCAGCUCUACUGAAUGAAAUUGAAGUGACUGGUCAAGCAUUCGAAGAUAUGCAAGAACAAAAUAGUCGUCUUUUAUCCCAAUUACGCGAAAAAGAUGAUGCACAUAUCAAACUCAUGGUUGAACGUGUCAAAUUGCAACAAUCCCAGAAAGCCAUGUCUGACGAAAAAGUUCUUCUCCUUCAACAAACAACUGUUCUUCAAGAACAACUCGAGGCACAAGCAGUGAUGAAUCAAAAAUACGAAGAAACAAUUGCAUCACUCCGCAACAGUGUCUUAGUUUUGGACAAAGAACUGAGUACAAUGCAUCAAACGUUGGAUGCACAUAAACGGAAAACCAUUGAAAGUGCGCAAACAUCUGCUGAUCUAAAACUUCAUCUUGAUCGUUAUCAUGCGCAAUUGAAAGAAGUUCAAGAAUUAGUUGCUGAAAAGUCAGAAGCACUUGAAAAGCAAAAUUUCAAAAAUCGACGACUUCAAGAAGACGUGAAGAAUUUAAAUCGUAAAUUAGACCGAUCACGUAAACUAGAGAUGGCAUCGAAUAAAGACGAAGUUUUACUAGAAGAAAUACGUGAAUACAAGGAAAUUCUUCGUUGUCCAGCAUGUAAAAAUAAACAACGUGAUGCAAUUCUUUCCAAAUGUUUCCAUGUAUUCUGUUAUGAUUGUCUCAAAUCACGAUACGAUUCACGUCAACGUAAAUGUCCCAAAUGUAAUACAGCAUUUGGACAAUCGGACAUGCAUAAAAUCUGGUUGGUCUAA